Messenger RNA from Prunus armeniaca (apricot), 867 nucleotides. The record is from the annotation of a GenBank genome assembly. NCBI's taxonomy places the organism in Eukaryota, Viridiplantae, Streptophyta, Magnoliopsida, Rosales, Rosaceae.
AUGACUACGUUGCAGAAAAAAACCCAUGUCCCGAAAUUUGGGGACUGGGACAGUGAAAAUAUAUCCUACACUGCUUGUUUUGAGAACGCUCGUAAAGAUGGGGUGAAGAGGAACCCAAAUGAUCCCGAAGAGAACCCGGAGGCCUUCAAGGCCAUGCUAGAUUUCCAAGCGGCACAGCCUCCAUACAAUGGCAUGAGUUCCAGCAGCACAUCAAGAACCUUGACAAACCCUAAAGCAGACCAAACUGAGGGAGACGCAGGCCAUGGGGCGCAUCGACGAAAGACUUCUGUAGGGAGCCGCAAGAGUAACACGUCAGAGUCUGGCAGUGAAAGGAGCAACUCAGAUUAUUCACUGUUGCAUCAACAACAGUCAAGACACAGACGUGAGAGAUCUGAUAGAAGAAAGAGUAGUUUGGCUUCGUCUGGAACUGGAAGCGAUCAUAGCAGCAUGUCCCAUUCUCAGAGCAAGCCUAAGAGUACUACCAGUAGCCAUCACUCUCACUCUGAUCUUCUUGGUCACGACACUCAUACUAGAGUCGCGUCAAUACCCAAGUUUGGGGAUUGGGAUGAAAAAGACCCCCACUCGGGAGAAGGUUUUACUUACAUAUUCGAGCAAGUGAAAGAAGAAAAAAAAACUGCAUCACAAUUUCCCAGUAUGCCCCAACAACAACCAGUCAAUCAUUUAAAUAGUGCAAAUAAACGUGGAAAAUCUUCUUCCAAUUCCAAAUCAAAGGAGCAAACUACUAAUAUUUAUGUUCUUUUGUUCUUUCGCAGAGUUGGUGCUGUCUAUUUUGAAGUGAAAGGCAGUGACAUGGACAUGGCUUUGCUUUGGGUCUAUUUUGAAGUGAAAGGGAGAAGAAAAGUUUAA